This is a messenger RNA of Daucus carota subsp. sativus, 753 nucleotides long. Its product is annotated as protein MAIN-LIKE 1-like. Bases 1 to 753 code for a protein of 250 amino acids. NCBI's taxonomy places the organism in Eukaryota, Viridiplantae, Streptophyta, Magnoliopsida, Apiales, Apiaceae. The transcript has a single exon. Gene Ontology annotation, biological process: meristem development; meristem maintenance. The record is from RefSeq and is a predicted model, not a curated record.
AUGGAUGAUAUUUUGUCGGGUCCUGUUAGUGGAGCAGUUAUCGUGGAUAACUCAUACCAUGUGAGUUCAGAUGUUUGGAAUGGAGUCGAGCGUGGUCCUCUGGAGUGUAUGUCUAGCAACCGGUCUUUAAGGCAUUGGGUUCUUUCAGACGCGCAGAGGGAGAUUUUGCAUAUGGUUGGCUUUGGCGUGUUUGCCAACCUUGGGAUUGUUCUUCAGAAUGAUACCAGGCUUGUUAGUGCAUUAGUGGAGAGGUGGCGGCCCGAGACCAAUACCUUCUUCAUGAGGCAGGGGGAGAUGACAGUCACUCUAGAGGAUGUUGGCUACAUACUAGGAUUACCUGUUGUGGGUCGGCCACUAGUUGGAGAUGGUAUUGACGGUAACCAGUCAUAUUUCGAGAGGGCAUGGUUUGAGGAAUUGACUCCUCACCAGGUGAAGGAUGGCUUUACUAGAGGAGGGGUGAGGCUGACUUGGUUGUUUGAGACCUAUGGGAGUGCUGAUCCAGGUCCUGAUCCGAGGCGUAUAGCUGUUCACACACAGGCCUAUAUGUUCUUCGUGGUAGGCUCUAUCCUUUUUCCUACUAGUAGUAGGAAUGUUGUCCAUCCACGCUAUAUCAGGCAUCUUCGCACACUGAGCCAUGUGCGUACAUGGUCGUGGGGAUCAGCAGUCCUUUCAUAUCUGUACAGGGGUCUGACUACAGCUGCACAGAAGGGGUUGGAUUGUGGGCGGCAAGAGGAAACGGGGGAGGCGGGAUAG